UUGUAAACCAUGAAUUUCUUGUUUAGGGAACUCUAUCUCAAGCGCCUUAUUCCAGGUCUCAAAAACCUACAGAAACCCACCAGUAGUAGUAAAGGUGAUGAAUCUGAUAACCCAUGUUCGAGUCACAAUGUCAAGCUGGCAGCAGAUGUUUCCCUUGCCCUAACUGCAAACCGCUCAGCCUGGGGCCGCGCCCUUCUUAGCAGAAUUUCUAGAGAUGAGAAUAACAGAUCUGUUCUCAGGAAAAUUUUGGAGCCCAAGAAAUUCCGGGCGAUAAUGGCACAGAGGGCAAUAUACAAAUCUCGUUUCAGAUUGCAGUCCAGGCGAAAACUUGACCACAUGAAGAGUCACAAGAAUUCGAGUCACUGUUUGUAUAGAUAUUUGUGCUCUGCAAGAUUCGAUACUGUGACCUCAUCGAAUGCCCGGGUUCUAAACAGACGUACAAGGGAACUCCAAAGGCUGGUUCCAGGUGGGAAAUCAAUGGGCACUGCCUGUUUGCUCGGAGAAACAGCGGAUUACAUCUCAUGUCUUAAAACACAGGUAGAAGUCCUACAAUCUUUAGUGAUUUCUCUCAAUGAUGAUCAAUAUGAAUCCCAUUGAACAUACAAGAGAUUUAAAAGAAAAUUGAAUAAAAACUGCUAAAGCUGAUUAUCAUGGCUAGCAUGUUUA
Messenger RNA from Cryptomeria japonica (Japanese cedar), 666 nucleotides. Its product is annotated as transcription factor IBH1-like. Gene Ontology annotation, molecular function: protein dimerization activity. Gene Ontology annotation, biological process: regulation of DNA-templated transcription. The record is from RefSeq and is a predicted model, not a curated record. Lineage: Eukaryota; Viridiplantae; Streptophyta; Pinopsida; Cupressales; Cupressaceae. The transcript has a single exon. Bases 10 to 597 code for a protein of 195 amino acids.